AUGACGUCUUCCGGCAACUCCAAGGUCUCCAGGCCAGGCCACUGGAUUGUUUCCGAGUUCGGCGGGCCCUCAGUCCUCAAAUGGGAACAAUUCUCUUCUCUCCCCGUACCUACUCCAUCGACAGCAUUAGUCCGCAUAUUGAUCUGUGGCAUUUCCGGGGCCGAUAACAACAUGCGCGCAGGCGGUUAUACUCGGAAUCCUCUGGCGGCGCGACCAGGGUUUACCCCGGGUUACGAAAUCGUGGGCGUGAUCGAGGAAUUUGGUGAAGGCACGGAGGACCGCCGCGGCUUCGAGGUUGGCGAUGUUAUUGCUUCGCUCUGCAUCGUUGGAGGGUAUGGUACUCACACAGUCGUGUCGUUGGAUGACAUGCUCAAGCUGAGGAAAGAUGACGAUCUGGUUGCUGCUGCAGCUCUGCCGUUGAAUUAUAUGACGGCGUAUGGGAUGUUGAAGAAGAGUGCAUUUCCUAUCAACGAAAAGAGCCAGUCUGUCCUGAUUGGCUCAGUGGCAGGUGGCGUUGGAACAGCUGUCGUCCAACUUAUCCAGCUUCUUUAUCCCGGUGUGACGAUCAUCGGAACGGCCUCGCCGGAGAAAUUCGCCUACCUGGAGUCGCUGGGCGUGAAACCCCUUGAUAGAAACACGCCACCCGAACAACUUCCCGAGGCAGUCAAGGCGGUCAACGGAGGCCAGGGAGUUGACAUCGCAUAUGAAAUGGCCGGUUCGUUAGCCAGUAUGGAUGCAUUUCUCUCUGCCACGAAAGAAAAGGAUGGAAAGAUGAUCGCCAUUGGGUUUCUGGCCAACGUCAAGGCAGAUGGAAGUGGCUUGGCAGCCACGAUAUUCGAUCCUCUCGCUUACUGUGCUGACCGACCCGACAGGACAAGCUUCUUCAGCGUCACAAACCAUUACUGGAAAGGGCAACGAGCAAUCUUCAAGAACGAUUUUGAACACGAGCUUCUGCGUCUGGUUCGGUCAAAGAGUCUGGUUCCUGUCGUCAGCAAGCUAUGGAGGCUGGAGGAUGCCGUGGAGAUCAACGAGUUGCUGGCCACUGGCCGAGGGAUCAUGGGGAAGCAUGAGAUGGUGGUGGACGAGGACCUUUGGAACAAGUACACUGCCAGCAGGUCGGAGUGA
Molecule: messenger RNA, 1125 nt
Organism: Fonsecaea erecta
Lineage: Eukaryota; Fungi; Ascomycota; Eurotiomycetes; Chaetothyriales; Herpotrichiellaceae
Exons: 1
Coding region: 1-1125 (374 amino acids)
Molecular function (GO): oxidoreductase activity
Source: RefSeq, a predicted model, not a curated record